UCCCCUGCUUGGCUCCACAUUUUAGGGCUGGUGGUCAUUUAAGCAAGCAGCUUCCCUGUGUUGUAAGAGGCCUGGGCAGACUUUGGCCCCUGUGUUUGCAGACCUGUCUCUGGGCCACUGUCAGAAUGGCGGGCUGCGUCCGGCUGCUCCUGCUUCUCCUGGGCCUCCACGGCGUUGAGCCCUCAGUAUUUCUUUCUGCCUCCAAAGCAAGUGACGUUCUGGUAAGAUGGAAGCGUGCUGGCUCCUAUCUUUUGGAAGAGAUCUUUGAGGGAAAUUUGGAAAAGGAAUGUUAUGAAGAAAUUUGUGUCUAUGAAGAAGCAAGAGAAGUAUUUGAAGUUGAUGAGACCACUGAUGAAUUUUGGCAACGUUAUAUGGGUGGCUCCCCAUGCGUCUCCCAGCCCUGCCUCAACAACGGGACCUGCCAGGACAACAUCCGCAGCUACACCUGCACUUGCUCCUCAGGCUAUGAGGGCAAGGACUGCGCCUUCGCUAAAAAUGAAUGUCACCCUUUGAGGACUGAUGGGUGUCAACACUUUUGCCACCCGGGACAGGACUCCUACAUUUGCAGCUGUGCACAGGGGUAUAAACUGGGCCAAGACUACAAAUCGUGCAUCCCACAUGACAAGUGUGCGUGUGGAAUGCUGAAUUCUGAGUGCAUCAGGGCGACACUGAGGAGCUGGCGGAAUCUUCAGAUUUUCCCAUGGCAGGUAAAACUAAUAGAUUCCGAAGGAAAUGACUUCUGUGGUGGUGUUAUAAUAGAGGAAAAUUUUGUGUUGACAACAGCAAAAUGUUCACUGUUACACAGAAAUAUCAGUGUGAAAACCAAUUUUCCUAGAAUGAGCAAGGACCCACUGAUGAUCGAGGUGAAGCGCAUCCAUGUGCACAUGAUGUAUGAGGAGGAGACGGGGGACAAUGACAUUUCGCUCUUGGAGCUGGAGCUGCCCAUCCAGUGCCCAGACAUGGGGCUCCCCAUCUGUAUGCCCGAGCAGGACUUUGCGGAGCGCAUCCUCAUCCCGGGGACACAAGGCCUCCUCAUCGGCUGGACAUCCAACGGCUCUGAGCUGGGCAAUGUGCCAAUGCAGGUGCCGGUCACGCACAUGGACAGCGAGGAGUGUGGCAGAACCCUGAAUGUGACAGUCACAACGAGGACAUACUGUGAGAGGGGAGCGGCAGCUGGAGGGGUGCAGUGGGCGGAAGGGAGCAUGGUUGCCAGAAAACACAAAGGCACCUGGUUCCUAACAGGGAUUCUGUGCUCGGUGCCCACAGCAGAGUAUGGACAGGAGUUUCUUCUCACCAAGGUUUCAAGAUACUCACUCUGGUUUAGACAAAUCAUGAAGUGACUAAACCCAGCUAAGCCUCAAGAAUAAAAGAUGUGGUGGGAUUACACACCUUAACUGCAAGCAUGGAGUUAAAUUAAAAUAUCACAGCAAAACAGCUGUGACUGCCUCAGGACAACCAACUCAGUCUACAAACCAUUAGUAACUGCUUAUGACAGCGAUUUUCAACCGGUAUGCUGCAACAAUUUUUAAAACAUGCAACACCUGGCUACUUUGGUC
This is a messenger RNA of Myotis davidii, 1556 nucleotides long. RefSeq names its product protein Z, vitamin K-dependent plasma glycoprotein (gene PROZ). The record is from RefSeq and is a predicted model, not a curated record. Gene Ontology annotation, biological process: proteolysis; blood coagulation. Gene Ontology annotation, cellular component: extracellular region. Gene Ontology annotation, molecular function: calcium ion binding; serine-type endopeptidase activity. The transcript has 8 exons. Bases 126 to 1340 code for a protein of 404 amino acids. Lineage: Eukaryota; Metazoa; Chordata; Mammalia; Chiroptera; Vespertilionidae.